GCGGAGAAUCUCGUGUCCUGGGUGCGUGGUGAAGUUCUUUGGUAACGGAGAACAUGCCAGGCCUUCUCAGGAGUCUAUACUUGUUCAGAUCGGUGAAAAGAUGUGCGCUACCGAUUCGACAGCACAGGAGUAGAACAACUUCGGCAGGCUAUUAUGUAUUACUUCCCGAGGUUCCCGAUGACACCCCGGAUACGAACAGCUUCUUGCGGCUGGGUGAUAUCCCUCAAUACAAGGGCAUCACUGGGGAAAUGGCUUACAACGGAUUGGCGAAGAGGAUUUUCGAGUACGAGGACUCGAUCCAAGAGCUUGAGGAAAAGCUGCAAGAUCCCGACUACCCCAAAACUUUCGAGACAACCAUUGGAGAGGUGGAUAAGCUUCAAGUUCCGCUUCUGAAGGCCUGGCAUAAUUUCAAGCAUCUGACCCUGAUACAGAACGAAGCAGAGUUCACGGACGGCUUCAAACGACUCCACGGUAAGUUCCGAGCCGCCAUCAAGAAACACUUCCAGUCACAAGUGUUGUACAGCAUAGUCAAAGACUUCCAGAAAGAGAUCGAUAAAUUUGAGCCGGACCAGCAGCAGCUCAUUCGGAAGUACCAAUUGGAAUGCAAACUUUCGGGCCUCGAUCUGAAUCGAGAUGAGGCCCAGGCCCUGAGGGAGCACCAGGCGAGCAUUCAGAAGAACAGCUACAUCUACAACAGCAAGCUGAACGACGCUACGAAUGCUUUCAAACAUCGCAUCGACGGCGCGAUCAUGAAAAACUUCCCGGAAUAUCUUCUGCACCACUUUGCCACAUCAUCGGGUUUCAUCGUCACUCUGAAUGAGCCUCAGUUCUCGAUUUUCCUGUCCUAUUGCGGCGAUCGACAAGAGCGAUGGAAUCUCUACCAGGCGAAAGCUAUCCGCUGCUCGAUGAAUAACAAGAGCCGAUACAACAUCGACGAAGUAGAGGCGAUCCGGGUGUCGAGACACUUCAUGGCCAAGCUUUUCGGGUUCAAUAACUACGCAGAGUACUCGCUGGAAACGAAAAUGGCUCCUUCGUUUGGAGCCGUACAGAAAACUUUGUUCGAUUUAUCCAAGAGCAUUGCCCCUGUCGCUGAUCGGCAGAUGACUGAACUUCGAGACUUCUGUGCUCAGAAAGGUUUCAAAGUUCCCCUGGAGCGCUGGGACCUCCCCUAUUGGAGGAGACGUUACCGCGACGCGAACCUCGCCAUAGAGGAGGGAGAUCUCAAACAAUUAUUCGCUUUACCCGCUGUCAUCGAAGGCAUGGUUCGACUCGUGGAUGCGCUAUUCGGUGUGGAGCUCAGGCAAGUCAAGCCGAAAGAGUCUCUGUGGGCUGAAGAUAUCACGGUGUUCAACGUUGCCGUCGAAGGGAAAGAAGUAGGGAAAAUUUUCCUGGAUCUUCAAGCCAGAAGUGAGAAGAAGCUAGGAAACUACUGCACCGUCAUCAGAGCCGCGAAUGCCGCCGCCGGCGUCCAACCCUCGACCAGCGUGGUGAUGAGUUUGAACAAUCAAACCCACGUCAGUUUAUCCGAGUUGAGCCAGUUCCUCAGGAAGAUGGGUCACGCUCUCCAGCAUACCCUAUCACGAGCCCGCUACAGUGAGACCGCAGGUCUCGCGAACCUCCCGCAUGACGUCUCGGAGGUGUGCCCUACGUUCUUCGACAUGCUUCUGUUGGAUAAACGAUUCGCGAGGAUGCUCUCGGCCAACGAAGCCCUGCCGGACGACUAUCAUAAGAGGAUCGUCGAACAGAAGCUGCAUUUGUACGCCGUCGAUAUGCAGAUUGAGCUUUUCAAGAGUUUGGCAGACCUCGAGUUUUAUUCGACGAAAGACUUCAGCGAGGAUAUCACCAAGAAAGUCUACACAUCGAUUGUGAAAUCUUUCCCGUGGCAAUUCCACGAAACUUUCCUCUUCGGAGGCUUCUGGGAGGUCAUUAUCGGCGGCUACCAAGCCGGCUACUACACUCACGUAUGGGGACCCAUGCUCGCUGCUGAGAUAUUCCAGGCGAUGCGCGAAUGCCCCGAGGAAGACUCGCUCAAAGUCUCGAGACGAUUCUGCAAUUCGAUUCUCCUCGACGGAGGCUGCGAGUCACCAAGCGAAGCUUUCAGGAAGUUCCGAGGGCGGGAUCCGACACCAGAUUCGCUCCUAGCGGUCUGCAAUCUCAAGUGAAACAUGCUCUCCUGAGUUUCCUGCUACGUUUUGUGGAGUCGUGGCGCGGGGUGCAGUCUACGAUAAGAAUAUCGAGGACCCGAUGGAGGAAGACUUGCUUCACGAACUUCAGAUGU
This is a messenger RNA of Galendromus occidentalis (western predatory mite), 2278 nucleotides long. Its product is annotated as organellar oligopeptidase A, chloroplastic/mitochondrial. NCBI's taxonomy places the organism in Eukaryota, Metazoa, Arthropoda, Arachnida, Mesostigmata, Phytoseiidae. The record is from RefSeq and is a predicted model, not a curated record. Gene Ontology annotation, molecular function: metalloendopeptidase activity. The transcript is spliced from 10 exons. The coding region runs from base 54 to 2162 and encodes 702 amino acids. Gene Ontology annotation, biological process: proteolysis.